UUGCAAAUGGCCAUCGGGUGAGAAAUGGCUCCAGUAUGUGUGAAGUAUUUUUCUAACUCAAAAUUCGGCGUUGAAUGAUUGUCGCGAUCGGCGAAAAACGUUUGCAAGUGCUACCGGAACCGUUCGUGCGUAAGUGGCUGGUGUUAUUCAGUGAAACUGUGCUGCGGAAAUAGUGAAAAUCACGCAUUUUAAUUUCGUUCCCAUCGCCCCCCCGAGAAAGAGAGCAGUGUUCACAAUUCCUUCGGUGCGUGCUCCGCUGCUGUUUCGUGCCCGUGUUCGUACCAAUACACAUACACACCGUUAGUUUUCGACAGCAGAAGAACUUUCGAUUUGGCAGCACUGAUAUUCGUACCACACCACACCAGUAUCAUUGCUGUCUCGCGCGGUGCGAAGGCGAUUUUUUCGCUGUCCGUUCGUUCACAGUGCUCUGCUCUUCUCAUGUCCCUAAAAUAGAAAUUUCAAUAUGUGAUGUAUAUUAGUAUUUAAAAACGGUAUAGUGAACCCGAAUAAAAAAAGGAAAGUUGAUUUCAUAUAUAGGAUAAAAGUGCGAAAAACUUACAUUACGGUGUUUUCAAGGAUAGGAAGUGCGGUACAGUCUGCCAAUCUAACGAGAGUGAACAUUGCAUUAAGGGAGAAGCCAGUGACGCAAGUGAAAAAAAACAUACGAAGAACGGGAAGCAGUCCACUUGACGACAACUAAUAUUCAGUAAUAUUGUGUAUUAUGCUUGGAUCCUUCGGCGAAAUUUGUGAAUUCUGCAAUGAAUAAGUGCAUAUAAACAGUGUUCUAAGUCAAAAGUGAUUUUUCUGAUAAAGCACAAAUACACCAAAACGAUCGUAAAGUUGCAUAAUUGAAUGAAUACGAGGGACAAUAAAACUGGUGUUCUUGUUUCUCGCCAUUGUCGUGUGGAUGCAAAACAUCACUCUCAAAUAUUCUGCUGAUGAAAACAAAAACAACAGUAAAAAUAGACGAGAAACACUGUCGACGAAAACAGUAAAACACUAUUCCUGAGCGACACUAUUGCAGCCACCCCUUGAGGCGAUAAAGGCAGUGGUGUUUGUGGUGGAACUUGGGAUAAGAGUUUCAUACGAUCGACACACCUCUACAGUCACGCUUACAAAACAUCGCACUCCAAUCCAGUUUGUAGUAUCAAAAUAGGCAAAAGGAUUGAAAUAGUUUCGUUCACACGCCAAGAGUAAUCAUAAUCAGAGUACAGCAAAUAACAGAAAAUGCAAAUCUUCAUCUCUAGUAUCGAAAAUCAUACAAAGAAAUUAGACGUAUUAGUAACGAUCCUUAAUAUUAAGAAAGUGGACAAAUACAUCAUUAGUACUGCUACUACUACCGCUACAGUGGAAUCUACUAUUACUCCUACUAUUUCUUCAACUAUUACAAAAACUACUCAAGAAUACACAAACAAGUCUGAAUACGCUUUUAAGAAAUCACUUAAUAGUCUGCUAAGUUCAAACAAAAACGGGACAAAUUUCAAGCAAGAGACACCAGUGAAAGCGAAUAAGACUUACCAGCUGCUCUCAUCCAUUGAACAGGAUCUACCACUGUUACUACAAUCGAUCGAUGAGUCUGAACAACAAUCAGGGAUUGUAUCUGAUAUUAUACUAAUCGUUAGUGGUAAAUCAAACUUUUGCAACAGUGUUGCAACAUCCAGCAUCGAUUGCAAAACAUCUGUAGUGUUCGAAAGAGGGCAGCGGCAUUUGGUUUGGUCUCCAGCUAAGCAAAAUUAUGCGCUGAUUGAGCAUUGGCCACAAGAAGCAUCAGGUGGCAACUUUACUGAAAUGGAAACCAGAAACGGGAAUUCGACACAUUUCAAUCAUCUGAUCAGAAGCAUGAUGAAUGAUAAUGACACUGUGAAUAUGAUAUGUGAUUCAAUUGAUUACCUGAUAACAGUAAAUACUAAUCAUAGCAUAGUGAUUGAUGGAUGUAGGAGCUUGAUCUGUAAUGACCAAAAUCUAGUUCUUAAGGAUAAAAAUGAUGUAGCCAUGGCAAACAAUGCAAACGAUGCUAAUACUUCCGAACAAGCCAAACGAACCUCGAAACUAGUAUCAACGUACAUUAAGUUUGAUGAUUUACUACGUAUGUCAGAAUGGGAGACACAUGUGAGCAGAGCAGGCACGAAGCCACGCAUGCGGCUUUGUGGCGGUGGAGAAGAUUCUAUUAACAACGGUACUAAUGCAUGGGGAGCACCAGGCACUAAUAAUCCAGGCAGCUCGUGGGGUAAUGUAAACCCACAACAACCUGGUGUGUGGGGUAAUAAUCAGCAAGUUGGAGGUCCAGCCUCAUCUGGUGCCAAUUUGAAACAACAACCGCCUCAACAACCCGGUUCUGCUGGAGCGGUAAGUGCACCAACUGGACUGUCUGCUGCGGAAAACGCUGAACCUAAUGCAUGGGCAGGAGGCAAUCCAGUGAAUCCCAACAGUACAAACGCACAAAAUCAACCUGCUAGUGUUAACAAUGCAUCCAACAAUAGUAACAGUGCCAAUUCGAUUCAAGGCCAGCAGCAACAGCAGACGUCCCAGCCACCACCAGGGGAAACACCAGCGGCUCAACCGAAUCCUAAAUUAGAGCGUUUGAAUACGAUGAUAGAAGCUCUUCAUGCUUUGGAUGGUUGGGGCUCUGAGAAUGUCAAUCAAGAUUCCCGGUGGGAUGUACCUGCAUCUCCAGAACCAGGAUCGAAACCCGAUCCAAAUAGCGCUACAAGUGGCCCUCAUGCUGGAAUUCCCAUGUGGAAAACAAAUACAGGAACAGAAAUUUGGGAAGCUAAUCUACGUAAUGGAGGACAGAUGCCUCAACAAGCACCUGUGCAGAAGACACCAUGGGGCCCUUCCAGCAAUAUUGGAGGAACAUGGGGAGAGGACGAUGACGCGAAUGAACCUGGAAGUGUUUGGAAUGGAGCUACCGGUAUGAAUCAACCUCCUGUUACUCCUCAGAGUGGACCAUCUCAACAGCCUCCAUGGAAUGCUGGUAAUAUGUGGGGCCCAGGUGGAGUUGCUCCUGGGGCUAUCAAAAAGGACAAUGAAUGGGGAGGAGCAGCUGGUGGUCCUGCUGGUGGAUGGGAUCAAAGAAAUCCUCCUCCAUUGGGCGCACCUAAUGCUAACGCCGGAAUGGAUCCCACAAAUGUUGAUUUGCGAAACAUGCGUAUUGCUGGUGCAAUGGACAGUAACCGAGAAAUUCGAGGUGAUCCUAGAGGUAUUUCAGGCCGAUUGAAUGGAAAUGUAAACCUUUGGGAACAACACCAACUACCUGGCAUGGCCCCGAACAAAAUUCCUCAAGUUACAACACCGAGUACGCCAACUACCGGUCCUCAGUGGCCAGCUGGGCAAAUCCCUGCUCAUAACAAAAUGCCAUCUGGUUGGGAUGAUUCGUCUACCCCAGGAGUGCGUAGAAAUGUCGACGACGGAACUGCGCUUUGGGGGCAAGGAAAUCUUAGUCGCCAGAAUUCUAACGUUUCGAACUGGAAGGAUGGUCCGGAAGGCAUUCAGCGAAAUUCUCAACAAAGAAAUUCAAUUGUUGCCGGAAACCUACCGGGCCCAACUGGCAACCGUUUAGGAAACACUGGCCCAAUCAAACCGGAUAACCUGUGGGGUCAAAAUAACGCUGGUGGUCGUGGCGGAGCUGGCUGGGAUGAAUCUUCUGGCAAUAAUUGGGACGAUAAAAAUUCUGGAUCAUUGUGGAAUGAAAAUGCAUCCGCUGCCGGUUGGAACAAACCUAAACAAAUGGCACCCAACUGGAACGAGCCAACUUCGGACAUGGGCUCCGAAUGGGGAAUGCACAAUAAUGUUAUGAGCAAGCCACCCAACAAGAUUAAUCCAUUGGAAAUUAUCAGAAGCAGCAAACACUACCGAAUGCUUUGUGAAAUGGGCUUCAAAAAAGAAGAAGUUGAAACAGUUCUUCGUAUUUGCAAUAUGAAUCUUGAAGAAUCCAUUGAGAUGCUACAAAGGAAUGGUUCUUCUGCUGAUUGGCGACGACAGGAUGAUCACGGGCCUGGUUUUGGUGGUCAAUUUGGAGAUAGAUUCUCAUCCGGUGGAAAUUCAGCUUUGCCGUUCCCUCAACCCAAUCAGAACCCACUAAGCGGUUUUGGUGGAAAUCCUAAUAUCAAUUCAUUCAACAACAUGAAGUUUGGUGCUGGCAAUGGUGGCCCUAAUGGGGCCAUAAAUGGUCCGUUCGGACAACCUCCAGCAGCGCUCAAUCAGAAUGCACAAUCUCAACCCUCGACACAACAGCUUCGUAUGUUAGUCCAGCAGAUACAAAUGGCCGUACAACAUGGUUACUUAAAUCAUCAAAUUCUCAAUCAGCCACUGGCACCACAAACUUUAUUAUUGUUGAACCAAAUGUUGAAUCAUAUCAAGCAAUUACAAGUUAUGCAAAGCAAUCUAAACCGAAGUGGUGGGGGUGGUGCUAAUGCUGUACAAAUUUCUCUUGGAAUCAAUAAGCUCAAAUCGCAAAUCGGUAAUCUGCAAAACCAGAUAACCGCCCAGCAAACGAUUUAUGUCAAACAACAACAGCAACAAAAUAAUCCGAACGCAGUUCCAGGCGGUGGCCAUCCAGCAAAUGACUUGUUCCGUACGCCUAACGACCUCUCCGGGUUGCCGGGCACGUUCUCUGACAUGUCGUUGAAAGAUAACGGCAAUCCGUUCCCAUCGACUGGAAGCACUAGUCAGCAAUCUCGAUUGAACCAAUGGAAGCUUCCAGCGACCCCAGUAGCUGAUAAGGACUCAGAUCUCACCGAUUUCCCUCGAGCCCCUGGAACAAGCUCAAAACCUGCUGGACUGGGUGUAAUGGAUGACGGUACUUGGUCUAAUGGUCGAUCAAAUACCGGUGAUGGUUGGCCGGAUUCUAACACUCAUGACAAAGAUUGGGCUGGUAAUGCGGAUGCAUUUACUGAUUUGGUGCCAGAAUUUGAACCGGGUAAACCAUGGAAGGGCACUCAAACAACUCGUAUUGAAGAUGAUCCUACCAUAACACCAGGAAGUGUUGCACGUUCUCCACUCUCCAUAGCAGCUGCCAAAGAAUCGAAUUUAUUUGCCAAUAGCAAUAAUAACAAUAAUAUUAACAAUAACGCAACCAAUAGCAAAUCCUCGCCGACUGAAUCUAUUUCGUCCUCAACCUGGAGUUACAACCCAAAUAACACUCAUGGUGGAUUUGGUGGUUCUAAACUGUCGAAAAAUCCUUGGCCUGAUAGCAUAGUUCCUCCUUCAGACUUGUGGGAUAAUCCACUAGGUAAGAGUCGCGUAGGUCCACCUGGUUUGAAGACAGCUGGUGGUAAAUUAGAUUCCAAUGGAUGGUCAUCACACUCAGCUGGCAGUGGAGCAGCUGGCUGGAAUAGUGGAGCUGCAACGUGGUCAUCAACAUGGAUAUUGCUCAAAAACCUAUCGGCACAGAUCGAUGGUCCAACGCUACGAACCUUGUGCAUACAGCACGGUCCAUUACUAGCCUUCCACUUGUAUCUCAAUCAUGGCAUUGCCUUGUGUAAAUACUCGACACGUGAAGAAGCGAAUAAGGCACAAAUGGCGCUGAACAAUUGCAUGCUGGGCAGCACUACAAUCUGCGCAGAAACACCAACUGAAAGUGACGUGCAAAACAUUUUACAACACCUGGGACCACCCAAUGGUACUAACGGCCUCACCGGCAGUCAAUCCGGUGGCCAAAACUGGCGUCUCGGAGCAGCAGCCCAAUCACAGUCCGUGCGCACCCCAGCUGCUGAUGCCUGGGGUUCGGCUUGGCCCACUACUGGAGCUGGAUCAAAUCUGUGGGGCCCGCUGGAAGGUCCAUCCGAUCGAGCGACACCUGCUAAUUUAAAUUCCUACUUACCCGAGAGCUUACUUGGCACCGAUUUGAACUAAAUCGAAAAUCAAAAAGAUGCACUUUUGAAACACGAACAUAGUUAGCUAGAAGGAAAAAGUGAGCCAAGUCUGCAUAGGAUAGAUCGAAUUUUGUUGGACAUCAAUGAACGACGGUAGCUGAAGGCCUGGGUUUAUAAAUGAAGUGUCUUUUCAUAGUCAGCGGUUUCGCCUGGCGUAGUAUUAAGGUGUUGUGAAUGUUUUUAUCAUUUUUAAUAAAAGCGAUAUACAAUUAAUAUAUAUUUAAAACAAACAAAUGUGAGGAUAACAGAAAACAAAACUGAAGCAACACGAACACACAAAACACUUCAAGUCAAAGUAACGUCUAGUUAUAUGUUUCAAAAUGUUAAGUUUUACAGUUGUAAAUUAAUUUCAUGAGUGAGAGGUUCUGAACCCUCCGAACACAAAGCAUGCAAAUCCUAUUACAUUUAGGUUGCUUUAGAUAUAAGGCAGAGAAUAAUCUGCUGUAUUUGGAUUUUGUGUACUUGCAGCAUUCAUUUCCACCGUUUUGUACAAAACAAAAACUAAAGAACAUGAGAUGGUGAGAUUCGUGCAUAUUAAUUUCGUCUAAAAGUCACACUGAAUGAUGCACAUUUUGUAGGUGAAAGCAAUUUAUAAGAAAAUCAAAUGUGGUAUUAGACUUUAGAUUGACGUAAGCAGCAAGUCUGUAAAAAUAAUGGAAAAAAACUUUACUAAUGCUAAGAAAGACAAAGAAAAUAUCGUUUGUUACUUUAAGCAACAUGUGUGAGAAGACAAUUAACACAAAAACCUGUUGUAACAUUACUAAAUGAUAGGACCUAAUUCGGUUUGUUCGAACCUGAAAACGCUUUUCAACGAACGCCAUUUAAAACAAAAGCUUUCAAAUUUAAGAGUAUUGUUAACGGUAACGUUACUUGCUAGUACUGCAACUAUUAUUACUAUUAUUAUUUUGUAAGUUUUCUGGUAGUAUCAAGACAUUAUCAUGCUUAAACUAAGAACAUCCUCAAAGACAAGGAAUAACGCGGAGUCAAAACGCGAAAGAAAAACAGCAUAUUUUCCUCAUUUUAUUAUUAUUUUAAAGAGGUGUAGAAAAUUAUUGGUUGUAUUAUUUAUUGAAAUAUGUAUUUUUAUUUUCGUUUUAAUAAUGUUAUCUUUGUACAGAUCAGGUAAUCUGAGAAUACAUUUUGUUCAUUGACAUUAAUAAACCAGCUGUACAAUGCGAACAUUAUUGAUGAAAUCAAAGUGAUAAUGUUCCACUUCAAACACUCGCCCCCCAACCAACGAUUUUUAUUCUCAGCGUCCAUUGUAGUCCGUCAAUUGUUUGGCAAAGCGUGACGCUAAACAAAUCAAAAUCAGCAAUUUGGUAUGUGUAUUGCAAUUAUAUGGUAAGUGGCAGAAAUCAAAGGCAUAAAAUAAAUUCGUUACUGAUAUUAGUCAAUGUGCUUACAAGAAGAGUACGUACGUACAAGCAAACGCAUAGGGCAUCUUUAAUCCGAAGAAAGAAAUGAUUUCUUCCUUGUAGUUGAUUAACGUUAUUGGCUGAUAACGCCAGUAGAAAUAAUUUAAUCUUAUCGCGCCUUCCUUUGCCCGGUGAAUCCUAGCCGGCUUUGAGACUAUUAGCAUCACGCGACUCAAAUCAAUAGAAUGUGCACACCUCAUAAAGGACAGGGUUGCGGUACAUCUGUAAGAAACUCACAACCACGGUACUCACCAAUUGCUCAAUUUACCAAGCGCGGAUAUAUGGUUUAUUUUUUUUUAAUUUCUCCAUCAGACUCUAAUUAUCCUUGAAAUGUUGUAUUCGAAUCAUUGUGGUAAUUAUUUUUCGUUUUUGCAACAUUAUUUACUCGAAGCUCUAAACAUUCAAUAUUUUAUAUAAUAAGUUUUUCAGAUUACUGUUUGACGAUAAAUAUUUGUUUGGAACGUCAGUUGCUGUUACGCCAUUAGACGCUUAAAACUGCCAUUUUUUCCAGUGCACACGUGAUUGAAAAAUUGUAACGAUCUAUAAGUGAUACGCCUUAGAUUUGACAAUAGACGAUACAUUAUAGAGAGACGAGAAAAAUGAAAUUUCUUCAAUUGAUUACGAACGUUGCAGACAGUAAUAUGCAAUAAUGAGGAUGUAUUCGAUUUACCUAUUCCGAUAUCUUAAAUGAUAAUGAAUGGGUUUGAGUCAACCUUCCUCUGAAAAACAAAUCUAAGUUGUGUCACUAAGUUUCAAUGUAAUGAAGACCUAGUCUUCAAAUAAUACAUAAAAUUGCAAUAUGAUGCAAUACUAAAUUGUGAUACUUUCCCAUUGAAUAACAUGUUAAACACUAAAUUAUAGACAAAAAACAUCUUCCAUUGUUUUACCAAAUCUUGCAAAUGGAAACGCUUUAUAGUUUAUCGAUAGUUAUAAUUUAUACUCUGAACUUAUUAUGUGCCAAAACGUUAACUGUGUCCAAACAAAUCCGUGCUAAUAAAAAGUGAGUAAUUCUGUGAGUUGUGAGUCGAUCAGGCGUUUUUUACCCUUCCUAUAGGAGUGUUUUUGCUUGCCAUUCACAUUGUAUUCCAAAUGAUAACAAUAUAACAUUUCAAACGAUGAAACACAUUAAAACUGAAACAAUGAUUACCCUUAAAACUUAGCCUCUGUAAACAAUAAGUUAAAUUAUUAGUAAACACUAAGAAAGUGAUUAACAAAGUUUUCAGAUUGUCAAAAUCGGGGUCCUUUUUGAGUUUACUGUCUUGUGAUACUAACUAAAACAAAUAUAGGUUUGAAACCAAACUCCAAAGUUAUUUUCCGUUUCCUAAUAUUAAUGUUUGAAUCGUAACGACUCUACUAUUGUUUGUGCGAAACAGAUCAUCAAUUCGCGUAGCAUUGCAUUGGGGUAAAAGUUUCAAAAACAUUUUGUCAGAAAAAAAAGUCAUCUCGUGAUGAUUUGUCACGGUACGGUUUUCUGUAACAACUUGUGAUCCACCGCAAAAUGUUGUACGGUCAUAAAAGCAGAUCUGUUUUUUUGACCGUUGAAAACCUUAACCGUAAUGGAAAUGGUUAGUCUUAGAUGUAAGUAUAAUGAAGCUCUUUCCAGUGUGUCACCAAUAUUUUUUUUUAUUUGAUUGUUAAACAUUUAAGGUUAUGUACCUACAUUCUUCCAAGUCAGCACAUCGAUACGCUAGUUUUGGUUGUUUUUGCUCACAAUUACACGUUAUUGUUUUGCCCUACUAUUAAGAAAUAAAAAAAAACUCAGAUAUACCAGUUCACGAAAACAUAGCUUUAAGAUUUCAAAAUAUGGAAACAUAACACAUAAAAAAUGCAUCCAUAGAAUUUAAGCAAAGCCAAGUGUGUGCUAAAACCUAGAGAUAACAAAUAUUGAUAUCGGUUAUUUUUUCCAAUGAAAAAAAAAAAAGAAUUACAGAAGAUCUGGUACCAUGAAGUACUUGAAAUCAAAGGCAACUUUUUUUGAUUAGAGCACAUACGUUUUUCGCUUCACAGAUACAGAAUAGCUGUAUUCAAUCACACACCCUCGUGAAGAUAAUAUGUUUCCACAUUCAAAAGCGCUAAUCACGCAAAUAAAUUAUUGAGAACAAAACAUUUGGAUUAGAAAAAAGUCUAAUGUAGCACGGGCUUAUGCGCAUUUCAAAUGGUGGUUCGAUAAAUAUGGAAGUUUCCGUCAAAUUGAUCGUAAAUCUAUAAAAAAAUGCAUCUAGAUCAUUCCCUCUGUACGUUAUUGGCAACUACAUGUCAUUAACAAUCGACUUUUAUGUUUUUCCAACAUUAUCAUCACAAACAGUGGCUACAGUUGACCUUUUUAAAUACGCCGAAUUUUACAGGCCAUAAGAAGAGCCACAAGUAUUGCUAUUUUUUCAAAUAAAAUAAUUAGGCAUCGUUCAAUAGGCAAGUUGGCCGUUUAAAAUGACACUCUUAAUAGACCUUUUUUAACUUUUCUGGUCAAAACCCUAAAAUUUAGACCAAUCUGAUAUAUAAAAUGGCCGCCUUAAACGUACUACCACGCAUAAUUCAAGGACGAAGUGUCUGAUUUGAAUUGUCAAUGUUUUGUGUAGUUCGGCUUAUUACUCAAUGUAGUAUAAGUUGGUAUGCCUGGUUGCUUAUAACUUUGGAGGUGAUAAUCAUGUUCUCAUUUCUUAUUCGAAUUUACUGUUUCUUGUAUCAAACCAAAAAUGUUUUUACAUGUACAUGUUUGAUAUUGUAUCGAAAGACAUAUUUGCAAAAACCAGACAAAUUCAAAUGCCUGUGAAAGUAUGUUCUUGUUCAGUAUCAGAAUUGCUAGAACUGUUGGCAAGAAAUGUGUUUAGCUAAAUAUGGUAACGGUCUAGUGAUCAGCAAAUAUUUUUUUUUAGUUUUAUUUUUAUUCUUUUGAUGUAAUGGGGCGUAUUGUUAAAUCUUUUUCUAUAUUCCUUAUACUAUAUUGCCCUCUCUUUGUAUAACUGUGUCAUGUUCUAUGGCAUUUCUUAAAUUGAGAAAGGCGGUGCAUAAUGAGAAUAUCAAACAUUUGGUCACGAACAGCAGUUUAGUAUCAAUGUAUUUUUCCAUCACACACUUCUAUAACAUUUAAUGAUUACGUACUACCAAAUGAAAUCGUAAAAAAAAUGUUUGACAUUGUAAAAUUCCACAUUCUUCGAAGUAUUGUGGAGAUAUAUGAGAUUUCCGGUCAUGCAUUUUUUAAAAACCCAGAAGGACUUUAGUUUUCAUGAUGAUAAAUUAUGAAUAAAAUUUCAUUUUUUUAUAU
Molecule: messenger RNA, 10550 nt
Organism: Aedes aegypti (yellow fever mosquito)
Lineage: Eukaryota; Metazoa; Arthropoda; Insecta; Diptera; Culicidae
Product: protein Gawky
Exons: 11
Coding region: 1228-5853 (1541 amino acids)
Biological process (GO): miRNA-mediated gene silencing by inhibition of translation; positive regulation of nuclear-transcribed mRNA poly(A) tail shortening
Cellular component (GO): P-body; nucleoplasm
Molecular function (GO): nucleic acid binding; protein binding
Source: RefSeq, a predicted model, not a curated record